This is a messenger RNA of Lontra canadensis (Northern American river otter), 1264 nucleotides long. It is a transcript of the gene LMO3, whose product is annotated as LIM domain only 3. Gene Ontology annotation, molecular function: transcription coactivator activity; DNA-binding transcription factor binding. Gene Ontology annotation, cellular component: nucleus. The transcript has 4 exons. The coding region runs from base 484 to 921 and encodes 145 amino acids. The record is from RefSeq and is a predicted model, not a curated record. Lineage: Eukaryota; Metazoa; Chordata; Mammalia; Carnivora; Mustelidae. Gene Ontology annotation, biological process: positive regulation of transcription by RNA polymerase II.
GGGGUGGGGGCGAGAGGUAAAUAGUCUUAAAUCGGAAGGGAGCUGCUUCUCUGUGGUCUUGACAAGCGCUGCCGGGGCUCCGCCGGCUCAGUAAUAACUGAGUGACCUUUUCUUUGGCUGUAUUAUGUCUGGCUGGGAAGGGAUUGUAUUUUGCAGCUGAGAGCCGGGGCUUCCUUCAGCUCGGCUCCUCGCGUGCUGCUGGGGUAAGUUGUUUUGAGCCAGGACGGAGAGAGACAGCCUCGGACUGCAGUUGCCUAAAAGGAGGACACCUGUGGCUCAGACGCGGUCAACACCAUUACUUGGCGGAUCCUUGAGGACCUCAUUAUUUUAAACUUAAAAAAUAGAGAUUUCCCUCCCCCUCUUUUUUUUUUUUUUUUCAAACAAUGCUUCUUUUUGACCUUUCCCAAGGAGAAGCACUACAAAGCGGCCACUGUGCUUUCUGAACGGCCUCCCCCUGUAUCGCUUAAUUGAGAAGGUAUACAAAUGCUCUCAGUCCAGCCAGACACCAAGCCGAAAGGUUGUGCUGGCUGCAACCGAAAGAUCAAGGACCGGUAUCUUCUAAAGGCCCUGGACAAAUACUGGCAUGAAGACUGCUUGAAGUGUGCCUGCUGUGACUGUCGCUUGGGAGAGGUGGGCUCCACCCUGUACACUAAAGCUAAUCUUAUCCUUUGUCGCAGAGACUACCUGAGGCUCUUUGGUGUAACGGGGAACUGCGCCGCCUGUAGUAAGCUCAUCCCUGCCUUUGAGAUGGUGAUGCGGGCCAAGGACAACGUUUACCACCUGGACUGCUUUGCAUGUCAGCUUUGUAAUCAGAGAUUUUGCGUUGGAGACAAAUUUUUCCUAAAGAAUAACAUGAUCCUUUGCCAGACGGACUACGAGGAAGGUUUAAUGAAAGAAGGUUAUGCACCCCAGGUUCGCUGAUCUAUCAACAUCACCCCAUUAAGAAUACAAAGCACUACAUUCUUUUAUCUUUUUUGCUCCACAUGUAUAUAAGAAUUGACACAGGAACCUACUGAAUAGCGUAGAUAUAGGAAAGCAGGAUGGUUAUAUGGAAUAAAAGGCGGACUGCACCUGUACGUAGUGAAAUUGCCCCAGUUCAGAGUUGAAUGUUUAUUAUUAAAGAAAAAAGUACUGUACAUAUUGCUGGAUUUUUUUGCUUGCUAUUCGUUUUUGUGUCACUUGGCAUGAGAUGUUUAUUUUCGCCUAUUGUAUAUAAUGUAUUGUAAUAUUUGAAGCACAAAUGUAAUACAGUUUUAUUGUGUUA